Neodiprion fabricii is the source of this 2519-nucleotide messenger RNA. Its product is annotated as esterase E4-like. Bases 256 to 2022 code for a protein of 588 amino acids. The record is from RefSeq and is a predicted model, not a curated record. The transcript is spliced from 7 exons. Lineage: Eukaryota; Metazoa; Arthropoda; Insecta; Hymenoptera; Diprionidae.
UGAGUAUUCAAAGUAUUUGCAGUAGUCACGAAUGAUGCAGACUGACAUUCCUGUUGCCGAGUCGAGGUUUGCCUUGUCACCAUGAAUCGAAAGACCUAAAAUAUGUAUACAACCUCACAACUACUGUUAUACAAUUUUUUGGAUGUUGAGAAAUGAUAAGGCAUACUUCAAUGUCACGAGAUAAAAAGAAGUCAGAUUAUAAUCUUUGAACAUCAAGUAAUACCAGUUAUAUUAGAAUACUCGAAAGCUGUAGUCAUGCUUGUCGAAACGGUAGCCUCGCUUUCGUGUUAUAAUGCAACCGCGUACUUGUUGGAGGCACUUUUACUGAGCACAUGUCUUGCGAACUGCGGUAUUACUCCGACAAAAGAUGAAAGGAUUCCUGCCGGCGAGGAUUGGAUACGUCCGGAAACGACGAUACCUCAGGGAACACUUAGAGGUAUCAAUAUGGUCACACACCACGGUAGAAGAUUCUUCGCCUUCAAGGGAAUCCCGUUCGCUGAGCCACCGAUUGGGGAUCUUAGGUUUAAGCAAGCUGUACCAGCUGGUCCUUGGAAUGGGAUUCUUGACGCUGGCAGUAAUCCCAACGCGUGUAUUCAACGAGAGGACAAGCUCUUUGGGGACGAAGACUGCCUUUAUCUCAAUAUUUAUACGCCACGGAUUCCUAAAAGCAAAAAUUUCACGUUACUGCCAGUGAUGGUCUACAUCUAUGGUGGACAAUUCAAAUUUGGAACGAGCACUCCUGAACGAUGGAGUCCACGCUUCCUCCUUGAUAAGGACGUAGUGCUUCUCAUUCCGAAUUAUCGUUUCGGAAUACUGGGAUUUCUGACUACCGGUAACGAAGUAUCACCUGGAAACAAUAAUCUGAAAGACAUGGUUCAGGCUUUGAAAUGGACCCAAGAGAACAUCAAAUAUUUUGGUGGUGAUCCCGAUCAAGUCACAAUCUUCGGUGGAAGUUCAGGCGCCAUUAGCGUUCACUUUUUAACGUUAUCUCCUUUGACAAAAGGACUCUUUCACAGGUACAUGACACAUAGUGGAACAGCAGACACCAUAAUAGCUCCAGAACCGUGGUCGGUGGCUGCCGAACGCGUAACUAAGUUGGGCGAAUACCUUGGUUGUCCAACCGAUACGUCAACCGUUCUUCUUGACUGUCUGAGAAGUUUCAAUGGAUCGUAUCUGUACGAUACCGAAAUAGUGCUGAGGGAAAUGAAAUUGUUCGAUUUCAUGAGCUGGAUUCCAGUAAUCGAGCCUGAUGUAGAAGGCGCGUUGCUUACGGAUACUCCAGCGAAUCUUCUCGCCGCCGGCAAGAAACAUGAUUUACCUUGGGUUUCCCUCGUAACUCGGGAUGAAGGAAUUGUUGUUCUUGGAGCGUACUACGACAAUCCAGAUCUGUCUCAGGAACUGUUAAACAACAUUGACUCUUUCUUGUUGAGAAUAUUCAGAUAUGACAGUUGGGCACCUGAUGCAGCAGCCUACACCGCUGCUGUUAAGUCGUUCUAUAACUUAAGCGAUCCAACUGCUGACAGAAAAUUGCUACUAAUUAACUUAACGAAACUCAUAACUGACGCCUUGUAUACGUAUCCGGUCUACAAAGAAAUUGAGCAGCAUAUAACACAUGCUGCGUACAAGAAUCCGGUGUACCUAUGCACUUUUGACUACAAAGGUGCCUUCAGCUACAGCUACAAAUUUAGUGGAGGUAACACAGAGGAUUGGGGUGCAGCACACGGUGACGAACUGAUUUAUCUCCUUCCUGGACCAAAGGAAAUGUUCGGACCGCCAGGAACUGAAUUCAGCAAAACUGACUUGAGACUGGCUGAUGCAAUGGUAGAGCUAUGGACAUCGUUCGCUAUCAAUGGGUCACCGACCACUGCAGCUCUGAAUGACAACAUAAUCUGGGAACCGUACGCAUCAGGUAAAAAAUAUCUUCAAAUCGGUAAUGGACCCGAUGCUGGGCUUGAGAUUAAAAGUGGCUUCCAUGAAGAGCGAAUGCUGUUUUGGGAAAAGUUCUACGCUGCUAAAUUAUAGAUUCUGAUGUCACAGCCGCUAGUUCAUACGCUUGCUUUCUUUCAUUUAAAAGUAUUCAAUCGCAGGUUACUCGUGAGGGGGAAUGAAAGGGAUAUAGUGAAAAUAUGAUGAAGGGAUGUCUACUUCGACAUACAUAAUUAAGUUAUGAUACGUGGUAUAUUCUGACUGGUUUCAAAAUUAAUAUCUAAAAUGACACAUUUUAAUUGUUAAAAUCUCGUGUCAUAGGCCGUAGUAUGCAAGUAUGAAAACAUUGCUUCGUGUUGGCCUCCACUUUCUUCCACGCAACAUGUAUAAAUGUGCAUCCGACUUUGCCUAACGAGUAUGAGUGCUAGUAAGCCGAUCAACCAUUUAUAUAGUUAAGUUGUAAUUAUAAUUGUUGUGCAUGAUGUGUAUAUUCGUACGUUAAUUUUUUAUUGAUCCAUUAUCCGAAAAUCGUACAUGCAACUCUUUGUUAUUAUUAUAAGUGUUACAUUGAAAUAUCAACAACUGCCUCCGAA